AUGGAGAACAAAUUCCAAUUGGCUAAAAACUAUAUUUUCUCUUAGGAUUUGACCAUUGAUUCUUAUAUUGACGCUAAGGAUUAGGUCAAUCAUUGGUGUGUCGCUCAAGUAUGCGACAUAGAUGAAGAAAAAGGAGUAAUAAAGAUACAUUUUGAAGGUUGGGGGACUAGGUAUGAUGAGUUGGUCAAAAAGAACUCAUAGAAGCUGGCUCCUUUUAGGAGACAUACAGUUGGGUACACUGGACAAAGAAAACUUGCAAUGAGAGAUUUCAAGAUCAAUUUACCUUACUUGCAGACAGUAAUUUUAAAUAUGCUAACAUACUUUUAGAUUAAGACUUAAAUCUCAGAAACCAUUCAUUCUGGAUUUAAAAACUUCGAAAGCCCGCUACAGAUUUUGUAGUUCAUAAGAGGAGAGCUCUAUUUUUAUGUAGACUCAUUGAUUUCACUAAUAGCUCCAACAUCAUUCGAAGACUUACCAGGAAUAUUCGAAUUUAUGCAAAGUAUCUUCAGAUUGAUCUUCAAAUGGAUGGAAGUGUUCCCUAACUACUUGAAGGCCUUUUAUGAAAGUCAACAACAUCCCUAAUUAUAUCUUACUGAUAUCGAUGCUGCCAUUGCUAAUUGUGGAAAUGAACUAUUUGAUUUACUUGAAAAAUGCUUUGGGAAUUGCCAGAGAUGUGCGAAAUUUUUCGCUAAAUUCAGCUCCGAAUACAUUUUUGAAGGUGAUAAGGUUUUUGCCUCUAAAGAUUAAAAGAAAUCAAAUGGAUUAAGGAUGAGCUUUUUGAAUUCCUUUGGCAAUAUGAGAGGAUUCGAUUUAAUUCUUGAUUUCAUCAAUUUUGAAUAUUAAGAUACAAAAGGUAAGAUGGUCAAGGGUUGCCCCUUCGUGCUGAUACUUAAGUUGCUGAGACCUUUCAUCAAUAUUCUUGACCAAACAGAUAAGCAGUUCGCAUCUAAGUUCUCAGAAUAGAUCCAAAAAGCUUUGAUGUACAGACUUGAUAAUCUAUCAGAAAAUGAGAUUAAGGAAUCUGACAAAGAUAUCCUAAGAGACAUCAUUGAUAUUCUUAGAUUUUACAUUCAGUAGAUUGAUCCUCAGAACGCUGAUAUGAUUGUGGAAUUAUAUGAACUUAAGAUUGCCUAGAAAUAUCUUAGAUGUCCAUUCUUUGAAAAAAGAGUUAGAGGAAUCAAUGAGUUGAAAGAAAUUUACACAAGAGUGACCAAUGCACAUCAAAGAAAUAGGGAUUAAAUGGAAUACACUAAAUGGUUAAAUCUCGAAAAGUUUUCUUAAUGGAUAUCGUAAGAGGGUAUUAUUGAGUUUAUUUUUGUUGAAAAUCCACAUGUUGAGCUUAUCAAAAGAUCUUUCGAAAUUCUAAGAUUAUUAGCAUUUGAUGAGAGAUUUUUCUCAGCUGAAGUAAUGGAAAUGCUCUGGAAUUGCUGUAAAGAAAAGCAUGAAGACAUAAUAAGAGCUACUCUAGAUCUCAUUCAAGACUUAGUUCUUGUAUUACCUCUUGAUAGAAUUCAAUAGUUUUUCAACAAACUCUAGACUAUCAAGGAGAGUGAUUAUGAUGAAAAGAUGGUCUAAUUCCUAAGAAAUUAUACUCUGAAUACUAUGAGAAAUAUUAGAAAUGCGAGAAAAGGAGAUCAAAGAACAGGAGUGGUCAAUAAUCUUUUGAGAGGAAAGAAAGAAGUUAAGAUUGAUGAAUCUAAGUACAUUGAUCUUCACAAAUUUUGGCUAGUGUUCCAGGACUCCAACAAGGUCUCACAAAAAAUUAAGGAAACUGCUCUUAGUAGCUUAAUAGAUAUUCUGAUAGAUUUUAAUGAAAAGGAGAUGAAAGAUCAUUUCAUAGUUCAGAGUUUGGAGAAUAUCAAAAGAGGUGAUACUUUCUAGAUUUCUCUAAUAUUCCUAAGGAGAAUAUUAAAUACUUUCCCUCUAGAGUAGAAUUAAAGAUUAAAAACCAGUAAUUAACCGAUCUCAGUCAAUGUGGUUCUUACCGAAAUAUUCAAUAAAUACGAUCUUUUUGAUUUCAUCUUUACUAGCACAUCCGAAUAUCUUAAGUAAGCCUAGUCCCUCAUUUAAUAAGGACUAAAGAAACCAGGUUAAGGAGAAAAAAUUUUCCAAUUGGUGUUCUCAGGUAACAUUUCUCACGAAGAAUAUAUAAAGAACAUAAUAAAUUUCAUUGAUUUCGUACUUGUAAACUCUAGAGUUACCUUAAAAUACGAUCAUGUUGAUAAAAUGUAUAAUCUAUUUGUCAACAGAGCUAUUUCUGAGUAUGAAACUAAUCUAUUCUUUUAGCUUAUUACCAAGGAGAAUGAGAACUCGAGAUCUAAUUAAAGGAAGUUUUUACUUGAUGAUAAGGUUAGAUCUGAGGUGUUUUCUAAAAUAUUCUGCAAUAACAAAAUAUUCAAUAGUGAGAAGAUAAAUAUCGAAGGAUUUUUGUGCUUCAAGAGACUUUUCUUGAUUGUUAACGAGGAAGAAAAAUCACUAGAGGUAUAAAGAGAGGAUAGAAUCAUAGUCUUAAAUCUCAAUCAGCUUUAAGGAAUCGAGACAUUAUGGUCAAUAGCUAUCCAAUGUAACAAUUAAUAAGUCAAAGAUAUUUGCAAGGAUUUCUUAGUCGAUCUCUAUCUUAAGACAAAAACUAAGUCUAGUCUUUAAAAGAAACAGAUAAAUGAGUUGUUCCCUUAAAAGUGCUUUUCUUAAUUCAAAAAUUCUUCAGACAGAUCUGACUAUUAAUUAAAUUGCUUAAGACUAAUCAAAACUUUCAUUAGUAGAUUUGAUGGAGAACAUAUUCUCGAAGAAGACAUCACUUAAUUUGAUACUAAAGAAAUUAAGUAAAUUCAGGUAACGCUAACACCUGAUAAAAUAACUCAAAUGAUUCAAAUUCACCCUUCUUAAAAGUUUUGGCAAUUAAAGAGAAGAAUGGCCAAUGCAUACAAGCUUAAAUUAAGUGAAUUCUACAUUAAGACUAAACAAGGGCCAUUAGAUGAUGCUGUUUAUGAUGAAUUGCUCAAAGACUAUAAGAUUGAUACCCUUCAUAUACACAGAGUUCCAAUGGAGGAGAUGGAAAAAGAUUUCCCAAGAUAUAUUAUUUGCAAUAAUAAUGAAUUCCUAAAUCAAUUCCUUGACCUCUUAAAGUCUGGAUAGGAAGAUUGUAAAAGAGAAGUACAAAAUCUCUUAGAAAUUUUGCCAAUAUCAAUAGAAGUUAAAUCUUACAUUAGAGAAAAGAUAUUGAACUUCCAGACUACUAAUUAUAAAGAGUUAAACAAAAUCUUCCAAUGGAAUCCUUAAGAGUUAUCUAGAGCAAGCUAUUUCUUGAUAAGUUUAGAGGAAUUGCUUAUACCUAGAAAGGAAACUAACAAUUAAGAGUAAUUACAAAUAGAAAUUUAAACAAAACUUGAGUUUUGCACAAAGUUCAUUUAAAAUGGUGGAUUCCAGUUCCUGUCAGAAGCAUUUACUUAGCUUUCCAAGAAAGACUUGGAAAAAGACAUUCUUAAAACCAAAGUACUUACAAUAUUACUAAAGCUCAUAACUCAUAUGUUCUCACAUCAAAAAUAAAUUCCAAUUUUGAAAUAGCAGAUUGAUAGCAAUGUUAUUCAAACAUUAGUGUCUGAGGCCUUGAUAUUAUUCUAAAACCUUAUAACAACAAUCAGACUAUAAUAGAUUUCUGGAAUCUAAAUUAAUGAGAAUAGCGAAGUAAGAACAUUAACUAAGGAUGUUUAGAUUCUUCAAAAUGCUUUGACCUUCAUCAACAGAGCAUUGAUUUCCUAUCCAAAAGAAAUAGGAACUUUAUAUGAAUUCCCUUAAAUUAGUGAGAUUAUCAGAAUCGCUCUUAUCGAUAUCGAAGUUGAGGUCAUUUAAAGAUUAACAUCAAGUAUCAUCUAAGAUCUCUGUGUUAAGCUAGAAAAUAGCUAAUUGAUUGAAGUUAAGCCUUCUUUCUUCUUCAUGAAAAUUUUCAUUGAUGAAUGCCUGAACUUUGCCCUUGAUUAAUAAAAUAGCCUUAAGACAAAAAAUUUCUUCAAUCUCAUGAAUUAAGUAUUCAAUGACACAGAAGUCUGCAGUCAGAUUUCAAACAUUAGACCUAUCCUUAAUUUGACCAAAGACUUAGCAAAUAUGAUUUUCUAGAGAGAUAUUAUUGAAUUAAGUGCAAGGGAUGAAGACACUGUACUCUAGGGUAUAUUUACCUUCCUUAAAAUAAUGUUCCAUAAGUACCCAGAACUGAGAGAUAUUUACUAGGAUAAAAACAAGCUUCUCUAGUACAUUAUUCAUGAUUGUCUUUUCCAUAAAGAGACCAGAGGGCAUGUUAUUGCAAAAUAAAAAGCUUUACCACCGAAAUGCAAAAAUAACAGCACUAGAGACAAGAGUCUUGAGUUACUUAAUGAAUUAUGUUUCAAGAAUACAGAAGGAAUUCAAAUACUCAUACGAUAUUUGAAAAAUUAUAUUAGUGAAACAUUCUGGAGAACUCCAAGAAAGAAUGAUUGGGGUAUUAGUGUUCAUUAGCAAGAAAGAUCUUUGACAGGCUUCGUUGGACUGAAAAAUAUAGGGUGCAUUUGCUACAUGAAUUCAAUUAUGCAACAGUUAUUUAUGAUUCCAUCAUUCAGAAAAUCGAUGCUUGAAGUUGAAGAUCCAAGUUCAGCUCUAGACAUCUAAAACAACGAUGAAAAUGUACUCUAUCAGCUCAAAAUGAUAUUUGGUGGGUUAAUGGAAGUUGAGAAACAAUAUUAUAACCCUAAAAAAUUCUGUGGGGCUUUUAAGGACAUUGACGGAAGUCCAAUAGAUCCCUUUGUCUAAAAAGAUGUUGAUGAGUUUUUCAACAUGCUUAUGGAUAGAAUUGAGAACUUGAUCAAAGGCAAGAAAGAAGAAAGAGUCAUCAAAAAUCUUUUCUAAGGAGUAUUUGCCAAUGAAUUUAUCUGCAAGGGUUGUCCACAUUACAGUGAAAGAGAAGAGCCAUUUUUAGCAAUCAACCUUUAAGUCAAGAAUAAGCACUCAAUCAAGGAGAGUCUAGACUCAUUCGUUGAGGGAGAAAUGCUAGAAGGAGAUAAUGCAUAUUACUGUGAGAAAUGUGAAAAGAAGGUUAACACUCUAAAGAGAUGUUGUAUCAAGAGGAUGCCUAAUGUUCUCUUUAUGGUACUUAAGAGAUUUGAAUUCAAUUAUGAUACUAUGACAAAGUUUAAGAUUAAUGACUAUUGUGAAUUCCCAAUGUCUAUUAACAUGAGUGAAUAUGGGCAAGAGUAUCUAGCCAAAAAAGACUUGCUUAAAGAGAUGGAAGAUAAGAACUUAACUAAGGAGGAUCUUAACGAAGAUUAAAGGGCAAUCUUAGAGAGAAACAUUCCUUCUAAAUACUAUGACUAUACCCUUAAAGGUGCUGUUAUUCAUAUAGGUACUGCUGAGUAAGGCCAUUAUAUCUCAAUUAUCUAAGAUCGUGAAAAUCCAAAUGGAAAAUGGUAUGAAUUCAAUGAUCAUCUAGUCAGAGAAUUUGAUCCAUAAGACAUUCCUAAUGAUGCAUUUGGAGGAGAUGAUGAUACUUUCAUCAACAACUUCAAUAUGCAAAAUAUUCAAGGAGGCAUCCAGAAUGAAUAAAUCAUGAAUGCAAUGAAGUAGCUCAAAGCGAAAAUAAAGAAUGCAUAUGUAUUGAUUUAUGAGAGAGAAGAAAUUUUAGACAUGGAAAAAGUAAAUGAAAUCAUUGAUGAUCCUUAAGUCAACAUAAAUAAGCAAGAAGUCCUUUACAGAUUUGAUAAUUGCAGGUUGCCCAAGAUGAACUCUAAUCAUAUUCAGAUUCCUCUCUAAAUUCAUGAUACUAUCCUGGAAAAGAACAAGAAAUUCUGGCUUAGUAAAUUCAUCUUUAACAGAACUUACAUUGAAUCAGUCUACAAUAUCUUCUAGCAUAUCAUAAUAGAGGAAGACACCAACUAUGAGAUUGCUAGAUAAAAUGAUUUAUAAUCUCUUUCUGGAACAUAGCUUGAGAUUUACAAGUUCUUUACUACAUUCUUCCUUACCACAGUAAUUAGAGCUAAGGAGAGAAAAGCUGUCCCUAGUUACAUGAAGAUAAUAAGAGAAUCUUUGAACAAAUCUUUAAGUCUUAGUCUUUGGCUAUUGGAAACUUUUUCAAAUCAGGACUUAAUUAAAGAAUUUUUGAUUGACUGCCCUAUUCCAGAUAUGAAGAGAUUUGUAGCUGGUCUUUUAAAAACAGCGAUGAGAAAGGUAUAUCAGUAUGAAGAGUCCUAUAUAAGCUAAUAUAUACAGAAAUAAGACUCUAGUAUCCUAGAUUUCAUUACUGAGACUCAAGGUAAUCAUAUUAAGCACCAUAGAGCCAUAGAUCUUAGAUCAUCCACAACAAUGGAGUACUCAAUAAAUUCAAGUCCCUUGUGCUCAAAUCUAAAUUUGUUAGUGAUGUCUCACCAUACUAAGGAUAUUCCAAUUCUAAUAAUGUUCUUCAACUCUUUUGUGCACUUGAAUGUAUCACCUCAUUACUUUAGAAAUUAUCUACUAUGCGGAUAGUUCUAUUAAGUGUUCUCAAGAUUUGCAGAUUUGGGUGAAUAGGCUAGACUCUAUAUGCUUAAAAAUAAAAGUGUUGGUAGACUCCUAGACCUAUUGAUGAACGGUGAGGGAAAUAAGAACUUCCUUCAAUAGCAUGAUAAGUAUAGAAAUAUUACUCUUAGUCAAAUACCUCUCUUCAAAAUAGAUAAAUCACUCUAUCUUGAAUCAAAACUAGAGAAGAACGAUGUGUUCUUAAGUAUUGCUGAAAGGAAGAAGAAUCUCAUGCAAGCAACUGCUCCAUUCUAAUUCCUUGUUCAUUCUAUCUCAAUACUAAGCAGAUCUUGUAGAUUUGUGAUAUCCUAAACUUAAAAUCCCUAUGCCAUUGACCAAAUUAACUACAAAUUAGAUGAGGAUGAGUUAUCGAUGAUUAUUGAUCAUAAGAAUAACUGCUGGUGGAAUAAUAGCAAUACUCGCCUUUCAAGAAACGUAAUUGCUGAGAUGUUUGCUCAUAUUUCCUUUGAUAAUAAGGAAUUCAGUGUCCAGGUUUUGAAUACAAUCCUUGAUGGCUUGAGUAAAGUCUCUUUCGAAAGCAUGAAGUACUUUGAAAGGGCCUUAAUUAAAAUGCUUAUGAUUAAGGAUUAGUAUCAAAUUGAUAGAACAAAGAAAGCUAUUUAAUGCAUUUUAGAUCUUAUGAAGACAAGCACUUCAUAUUACAAAGACGUUGAUUCUUUGAUAGAUAUUGUCUACAAGUUAGCUUAGAGAUCUCAGCUUGUUGUAGAUUUAAUGACUAAGUAGUCUGCACUUUAUAGGUUUAUAGAAUAAUGGUCAAAAGAAAAUCCACAUACCCCUCUUAAUUAGACUAAGACAAGAGUUUUCAGAUAAGGCAUCAUUAACUGGAAUAACUCUAAGUUUAAUGGUUAGUUCAAUCAAAACUUCAUUGAUAAGGUUAGUUAAUACACCAAGGACAGACUCUUAAAGAUCUAAAGUUUAAUUAACAAGGAGACAACUCCAAAUGAAAAUCUUUAUGAUUCAGAUGACGAUAUGUACAGCCACGAUUUCUAGGAGAAAGAAAGAGUUGAUUUCGCUGAUCAAUAAGAUAACUGGUACACUGGCUAUGUUGAAAUUUGCCUGGAUGAAAUGGUAAGAUGUCAUGCUGAUGUUUAAGGCAACCAGAAAGUCAACCCAAUGUGGAUUGAAACUGAGGGAGAUAAGAUAGCACCACCCAAUACAUACUCUACCAGUGAGAAGAAGAGACUCCAUCAGUUUUACAUCAGACAUCUUAACAAUCUCCUUAAUUCAUCAAUGGGAAACUGA
This is a messenger RNA of Stylonychia lemnae, 7779 nucleotides long. NCBI's taxonomy places the organism in Eukaryota, Ciliophora, Spirotrichea, Sporadotrichida, Oxytrichidae. The record is from the annotation of a GenBank genome assembly.